Amborella trichopoda is the source of this 875-nucleotide messenger RNA. Lineage: Eukaryota; Viridiplantae; Streptophyta; Magnoliopsida; Amborellales; Amborellaceae. The record is from RefSeq and is a predicted model, not a curated record.
AGAGAGAAAGAGAGAGCAGAGAGAGAAAGAGCUGUUUGUUAGAAAGAGAAAGAGAGAGCAGAGCAGAGCUUUGGUUUUAGGUUUUUGUUCUUCUGUGAUAAAAUGGCUGAAGAAUGGCUACUGCAAGGAGAUGAGGAGGAGGAGGUCCUAGGUGGGGAGGAGGGGGGUUUUGGAGAGGACGCUGUGAUGGAGGUCAUGAAGCGGCUCGAGGCCGAGAUAACCAGAAGUGGCUCGUCUUCUUCAGGUGACACUCACACCUUUGGAAAUCAGGAGACCUGCGGCGCAUCCUUUUCCGACUCAAAAUCCACAGUCAUGGCCAGCAUAGACAUGGCCGGACUUGUUUUUCAGAUGCCGAGUUCUAGCAAAACUGAGGACUUCGGUGUCCCGAUACCCACAGCCUCCGAGCCCUUCUCAAUUGAAGAGGGUGAAGACGCAGAUGAUUCAUCCUGGUGGGUGGAGAUGAUGAUGGUUGGGGAUGAAGAGCUCUGGGAAUUUGUGUUUGGUGAUGACUGAUUUACCUCAAAAAGAGAAAUCAGCAACUUCCUUUCUGCCUCUCUUUUUCUUUUCCUUUUCCUUUUCUAAGGCCAUUGUCCUUUCAUUACCUGUUUUUCACAGUUUUUUGAUACUUGUAGUUUUUUGGGGGAUUGGAGCUUGGGAAGAGGAGCUUCUUCAUUGUAAAAAGUUUACACAGAAAUGAACCGUUAUACGCCUGCAACUGCUGUUCAUGCUCUGUCUGCUCCGCAUUUUUAUUUCUGUCCUCUUUUUGUCUUUUCCUUUUUUCUUCUUUCUUUUUGUCUUGGUUGACUGUUUUGUGACUUUGUCAUGGGUUUUUAAACCAAGCGACUGCAAGAACCCUUGUCUUUUGAAGAAAUGGC